ACAUCCAAAGACCCUGAAAUUGAUUGAUCUUCAAAAUGUGGUAUGCGCUACCUUGCCAGGUUUUCCUUGUUCAUGUGCUGUGUUUAGUAAGAGGGGCAGGGGGCAAACCUAGAUACGCCAGAGGGUCAUCAAACUUAUUCCCAGUCAUUCAGAAAUCACUACCUCCUAAUAUGAGAUAUAGUCAGACAGGCAGAAUUGCUUUAGAUCACCCAGUUGCAUAUCCCCAAACCUCAGUGACCAAGGAUGAAUACCUCAGAAAAGAAUUCCCAGGGCAGUUUUUUACGCUUGAACAAAUCCAAAACUUAAAUACAGCUCAAAAAGAAAGAGUAAAACGGGAUGCUGACAAUGACCUUUGUUGUAGAACAGAUGUGUGGUUUGGUCCAGCCCCAGAGCAGCUAGAUGAUGUCCCUCGAGAAGGACCAUGGACAAUACUCAAGGGGGAGGGGGUGUUCCAGGCAUAUAGCAGGGGAGACUGUUCUGAUCUAUCACCAAGGCCAGAGUGUCCACAGGGCGCCACCUGCCGACAGAAGCACAGACUACAUUCACUAUGGGUGGUAGGAGAAACAAAAUCUGUGUUAAAAUAUUUCUACAUCAACAACCAUUGCAGCUAUGAAUAACCUACCCUGGAUCACCAGGCACUAAGUACACUUCCCUCUGAUUAUAACGAGGGAUUUUACAAGGACAUCACCUCAAAUGUAGUAAUUUUUAUGGCAUUUUAUAUACACUGGAUACCAGGUGUCAUAUACAGAAAAUCUAAGAUUGACAAUGAAAUUCAAAUUGGGGCCUCCUAAAUUCCUCGGAAGAGAGGACUGGGCUCUGGGCAAGUUUUUACAAAUGGACAUAUACCUAAAGUAAAUGUGGAACUGAAUCUCAAAAUUGCAUUCUUAUGAGAUUUCAUAAACAAAUGGAAAAUGGAAUAAUCAGUUAACUGUACAGUGUAUAUAAAUGUAAAUAUUCUCAUUAUUGAAAUAUAAAUAUUAAUGUAGACCA
Messenger RNA from Owenia fusiformis, 990 nucleotides. Lineage: Eukaryota; Metazoa; Annelida; Polychaeta; Sabellida; Oweniidae. The record is from the annotation of a GenBank genome assembly.